Molecule: messenger RNA, 951 nt
Organism: Acomys russatus (golden spiny mouse)
Lineage: Eukaryota; Metazoa; Chordata; Mammalia; Rodentia; Muridae
Product: putative olfactory receptor 2W6
Biological process (GO): G protein-coupled receptor signaling pathway
Cellular component (GO): membrane
Molecular function (GO): olfactory receptor activity; G protein-coupled receptor activity
Source: RefSeq, a predicted model, not a curated record
AUGGUGAUGGGAAAAAACAAUGGCAGCUCCCUGCAGGCCUUCAUCCUGGUGGGCUUUUCUGAUCGGCCUAGACUGGAGAUGAUUCUAUUUGCUUUUAUUUUAAUCUUUUAUGUCCUCACUCUGUUGGGCAACACCGCGAUCAUCCUCCUGUCAGUCAUAGACUCCAGGCUCCACAUGCCCAUGUACUUUUUUCUUGGGAACCUAUCUUUCCUGGACCUUUGCUUUACCACCAGCAUUGUCCCCCAGCUGCUGUGGAACCUCUGGGGGCCAGAUAAGAGCAUCACCUACCACGGCUGUGUAGCUCAGCUCUACAUCUAUAUGGUGCUGGGCUCCACCGAAUGCGUCCUCUUGGCAGUCAUGUCCUACGACCGCUAUGUGGCUGUCUGCCGGCCCCUGCACUACACUGUCGUCAUGCACCCGCGCCUCUGCCUGCAGCUCGUGAGUGUGGCCUGGUGCUGCGGCUUCCUAAACUCGUUUGUCAUGUGUCCUCAGACGAUGCAGCUCUCCCGGUGUGGGCAUCGAAGGGUGGACCACUUUCUCUGCGAGAUGCCUGCCCUCAUUGCCAUGUCCUGUGAAGACACCACGCUUGUGGAGGCUUGCGCUUUCGUCCUGGGGGUGGUCCUUCUCCUGGUGCCCCUCUCCCUCAUCCUUCUCUCUUACGGCAUGAUUGCCGCCGCCGCUGUGCUGAGGAUUAAAUCAACGGCGGGGCGCAGGAAAGCCUUCAACACCUGCUCUUCGCACCUGAUCGUGGUCUCGCUCUUCUACGGCACCAUCAUCUACAUGUACCCCCCAGCCAACAGCUACUCCCAAGAUCAAGGCAAAUUUCGGACUCUCUUCUACACCAUCGUCACGCCCAGUGUCAACCCCCUCAUCUAUACUCUGAGGAACAAGGACGUGAAGGGGGCAGUGAGGAAGCUCCUGGGAUGGGAGAAAGGGGCUGGAGAAUCUUAA